This is a messenger RNA of Seriola aureovittata, 4869 nucleotides long. It is a transcript of the gene itga10, whose product is annotated as integrin, alpha 10. NCBI's taxonomy places the organism in Eukaryota, Metazoa, Chordata, Actinopteri, Carangiformes, Carangidae. The transcript has 29 exons. The record is from RefSeq and is a predicted model, not a curated record. Gene Ontology annotation, molecular function: integrin binding. The coding region runs from base 896 to 4495 and encodes 1199 amino acids. Gene Ontology annotation, biological process: cell adhesion mediated by integrin; cell-cell adhesion; integrin-mediated signaling pathway. Gene Ontology annotation, cellular component: integrin complex; external side of plasma membrane.
GGAGGAGGACGGAUGGAGGGAGGGGAACUCUGAGGAUAAAUGCGCUCUUUCAUUUCAAAGUGAGAGAAAUCCGUUACUGGAGGCACAUAUUUACAUCGACAGGAACGCACGGGGGAAAAGGGGGUUGAAGUUAAAUUAUGAAAACCACCGGACAGGAUCAUGGGUAACAAGUUAUCAGAGGAACCGCGCUCAGCAACUCACCUCAAACUUUUGGCUUGAUGGACGGAUUUUUUGUUCACAGGAGAGUUUGAUCCUCAAAGACGCGCUCCGGAGUCGGAUAAAGCGCGCUGCUGACUGACUGUUUGGGAAGGUGUUACACGUUAGUGAUGGUUUAAUGAUUCUGAACUGCGGCCUCUUGUUUGAUGGGACAGGUGCAGUGAUUUUCACGUGGGUCACUGAAGCGUCUAUUAAGUUUUUUUUUUGCUUAAUUUUAACCUUAAGACACCACAAUACCUAUCCAGCGUGGUGUCAGUAAAAAAUAUUCCUUCAGGGACUUUAAGCGCCACCACGCCAAAAACCACGGACAAGAAUACUUUUUAUUAAUUGUUUUUUUGUUUUUUUUUAUCUUAAUCUAUAUCUGACAACCCCCUUUCUGGUUUUGUGAACGGAUCGGUCCUGAAGUGAGCCUCACACAAGUACAGCAGACAUGCCACUGCAGCACCGUUUGACAGGAUUUUACUCAUCUCUGGGGGAAAGAGAGAGCUGAAAGAGCGCGUCUGUGCGUGCGUGUGUGUGUGCGUGUGUGUGUGAGUGUGUGUGUGUGUGAGUGUGUAUGUGUGUGUGGUGGACGCCAAUGUACUGCAUUUCCACCAGCUCAGGGGAGACCACUUUGUAAACAAGGGGAAAAAGGAACAAAAAUAGAAGAAAGAGAGACUGCUUUCACUCUGCUUCAUAAAUGGAGUUGCGCAAAUACCUGUUGUGCCUGGGGUUCCUCCUCCUUUUCAAAGAGUUGUGUCAGUGUUUCAACAUAGAUGUAAAGCAUCCACGCAUCUUCACGGGUCCAGAGGACGCGCUGUUUGGCUUUUCUGUUCUACAGCAUGAAGUGGAUGGAGAGAAGUCAAUGCUGGUUGGUGCUCCCUGGGAUGGGCCGCCCAACAACAGGAAAGGAGACGUGUAUAAAUGCAUUGUGGGAGAGGAGAGGAACUCAAACUGCAGGAAAGUGAAUCUAGGUGAGACUGCUCUUCAGAACGUUUCCAAAAACCUGAGGAAUUCCCACCUGGGAAUGACCCUCACUCCAGACUCACCUGAUGGCUUCCUGGCAUGUGCCCCGCUGUGGUCUCAGGAGUGUGGUACGUCUAUGUUCAGCACUGGUAUCUGUGCCUCUGUGAGCGAUGACCUAGAACCACGGGAGACCAUCGCUCCAACAGCGCAAAGGUGCUCCACAUACAUGGACAUCGUGAUCGUGCUGGAUGGCUCCAACAGUAUCUACCCCUGGUAUGAGGUCCAGAACUUCCUCAGCAACAUCCUCAGCAAGUUCCACAUCAGCUCGGACCAGAUGCAGGUUGGUAUACUUCAGUAUGGCGAGGUAGCAGUCCACGAGUGGUCUCUGAAGGACUACCAGACCACACAGGAGGUGGUAGAGGCUGCCAAGAACAUCAGCCGUCAAGAGGGACGAGAGACACGCACUGCAUACGCCAUCCACAUGGCCUGCACAGAGGCGUUCAGCGCUGAGCGUGGAGCGAGGGAGGGCGCCACCAAGGUGAUGAUCGUAGUCACAGAUGGAGAGUCACACGAUGGGGAGGAGCUACCAGACGCUCUGGCGGAGUGCGAGAACAGAAACAUUACGAGAUACGCCAUUGCUGUUCUGGGUCAUUACAUUCGUCGUCAGCAGGACCCUGGGACGUUCAUUAAUGAGAUCAAGUAUAUCGCCAGCAACCCUGAUGACAAAUACUUUUUCAACGUGACUGAUGAAGCCGCGCUCAAUGACAUUGUGGAUGCCCUGGGAGACCGCAUCUUCACUCUGGAAGGCACACUGGGCUACAAUGAGAGCUCCUUCCACAUGGAGAUGUCUCAGAUCGGCUUCUCCACACACAUGCUGGAUGAUGGCAUUCUGUUUGGGAUGGUUGGUGCCUAUGAUUGGGAUGGUGGAGUGCUGAAGGAGGGGACCAAUGGACGCAUCAUGCCGCCCAGAGAGGCUUUUGAGAGCGAGUUUCCACUGGAGCUCAAAAAUCAUGCUGCUUAUUUAGGCUACACGGUGUCAUCUGUGAUAGUUGGUGACUGGAGGAGACUGUAUGUAGCUGGGGCUCCCCGCUUCAAACACAAAGGCAAAGUCAUCCUGUUUGAACUCAGUAAUGAAGGCGAUGUCAACAUUGUACAGGCCCUCAAUGGAGAACAGAUUGGAUCCUACUAUGGCAGUGAGGUGUGCGGGCUGGAUAUCGACCAGGAUGGCAUCACUGAUGUCCUUCUGGUUGCUGCUCCAAUGUACCUCGGCUCAGGAAACAAGGAGGCUGGUAGAGUCUACAUCUACACCCUCAGUGGGGAAGAGGUGUUUGUGUUAAAUGGUACUCUGAAGUCAGAGGAAAAGUCCCAGGAUGCCAGGUUUGGUUAUGCACUGGCAGCCACUCCUGACCUCAACCAUGACAACUUCACUGACCUGCUGGUGGGAGCCCCGUUGGAGGACGAACACAGGGGGGCCAUCUAUGUCUACCAUGGAGACGGUAUUUACAUCAACCACAAUUAUAAGCAGCGUAUUCCAGGGUCAUCGAUUUCUCCCUCCCUGCAGUAUUUUGGCCGCAGUGUGAGUGCUCGGUUGGACUUGGAUGGAGAUGAGCUAAUAGACUUGGCAGUGGGAGCGCAGGGCAGUGCCGUGCUGCUCAGCUCUCGAAGCAUAGUCCAGAUCAAUGUGAGUCUGUCCUUCCAGCCGCACUCCAUCAACGUCAUUCAGAAGACCUGCCAGAGGGGUGGCAGAGAAUCAGCCUGUCUGAAUGCCACUGCCUGCUUCACUGCUGUCUCUCGCUCCCCUGGACCACAUAGCAACAGCUUUGAUCUGUGGGUGUCAGCGAUGUUGGAUGACAGGAAGUUGUCUGCCCGGGCCCUGUUUGAUGACAGCUCCCACAGACAGACUCAGCUGGCAGUCCGAGUUCACACAGGACAAACUCUCUGCUACAAACUGCCUUUCCAUGUCUAUGACACAGCAGAUUACAUCCGUCCGAUCAGCUUCUCGCUGCGGUUUAAGAUCAACAACACUGAGAGCGGUCCGGUGUUGGAUGAAGGCUGGCCAACCACUGUCAAGAAAUCUAUCCCGUUCUUUAAAGACUGUGGUGAGGAUGACGUGUGCACCACAGACCUGGUGCUGCAGGCUCAUAUGGACAUCUCUGGGACGAGGUACAGAUUUGAGACAUUCCUCUCUUCGCUGCAUCUUCUCAGCUGUUGGGGUUUCAGUGAGUUUUCAUUGUGUUGUCUCCACAGACAGAAGCCUUAUGUGAUUCGCAGCCCUCGUAGGCGUCUGGCGGUGGAGGUACAGCUCCAGAACAGACUGGAAAACGCCUACAACACCAGCCUGACGCUGCACUAUUCACGCAACCUGCACUUCUCCAGCCUCAGCAUUCGGGAGGAUGCCCACUUUAAGAUUGAGUGCACAGCGCUUGGUGCUAACAGCCACUCGUGUAAUGUCAGCUAUCCAGUAUUUCGCUCCCAGUCAAAGGUCAACUUCAUGUUGGAAUUUGAGUUCAGUUGCACAUCUUUGCACAAUCGAGUCCAGAUGAAGCUCAAUGCUGCCAGUGACAGCGUGGAGAGAGAGGAUACUCUGGGGGACAACAGUGUUCAGCUGCAGAGUUUUGUUCAGUAUGAACCAGACCUCUUUGUCAGCAGUGACUCUAAUUUGAACCGAUAUGAGGUUCAUCCCACUCGAACAGUGUCAGAGGCAAUUGGACCAGAGUUCUACACGCACCUCAGGCUGCAGAACCUCGGCUGUUACGCUGUGAGUAAUUUGGAGUUGAGGCUGCAUCUGCCCUCUGUGGCUGCAGGAGACAGUGUCUUCAUGACUAUCACUGAUGUCUUCUCAUACAACGCUACAGGAGUGAACUGCAGCGUGCUGAGUGAUCUGGCCCAGCUGAAGGCCAGACAGAGAGACGUACGACCCCUUCAUCCUGAAGACAUGAUGCAGAAUGACAUACUGAAUUGUAGCAGGUCGUGGUGCACAGAGGUCGUGUGUGAAGUCCAGCAACUUCUGAGAGGGCAGGCUGCUGUCAUUCGCGUCAGCCGCAGAGUCCAUGAUGACUUUUUCAGAAAAGCCAAAUAUAAGUCAGUGAGGAUAAUAGGUGCCUAUCGCCUCACAGCUCAGGAGACUAACCUCAUCACUCUGGACACAGGAACAGUCUGGAGGGAGACUGUACUGGAAGUGCUAAAGGGCCGAGCUAUUCCCAUCUCGCUCUGGAUUCUGAUCGGCAGCAUCAUUGGAGGUUUACUGCUACUGGCCCUCAUCAUUUUCGCACUGUGGAAGCUGGGGUUCUUCACACGCAAACACAGAGGAGAGGAUGAAAACCAUGAGGACUGAGCCCAACAUUUGCUGCCACGACAACAGUCAUUUACUAUGACAACUACCACAUGAGCCGAGUCCACUUCCCACCAGGCACACAGAUAGUCCUGGGACUGGACUCGCGACACAGAUGCAACAGGGACCUUCAGGACCAAAGAAAGCAUCACGAGGGUCAAACAGAAAUGCACUACCCACUAUUUCCAGGGUUGGGAGCACUUGUGUAAAUAAUCUUUUUCUAAUUUCUAAGGAAAACCAAAGUGUAUUAAACCACAAUACUUCUAUUUAAUAUACAGAAAUCUUCAUGGUUUUACAUUUCAAGCAAUCACUUUGUCCUAUUUUUGUCAUUCAGUUUUGUGUUUGUUCUGUAAUGAAAUUAAAAGUGUUGAAAAGUA